ACCUUGCAUUGCGGCAUUGCAUGAUUUAUGUCACUUGAUCAGUGAUCGCGUAUUGUGUUAUGAAUUUCUCCUACCAAAGAAAUUUCUAAGCAAAUCCUACGUUUUUCUCGUACUUAACGCGAUAUAGAAGGAUAGCAAGCGUGGAAGAGCAGGAUUUAAGGAGGUAUGUUCCCCAUGCGGUUAAAAAUGGGGCCCGGUAGAAACAGCGAAUGGCGAUGUUUCUUUUGCCUUCACGUUCGCACGGCGACCGUUUUGCUUGGUAUAUGGCAUCUGAUACUUCACGUUUUGGCUCUAAGCGUACUUGCUAUUAUAAUGCGCAAUCAUCAGCAGUUGAUGGUGGAACAACAGACCACCCCCGACUACGUUGAGCCAAACAAUUUAUUACCAACUCCUUUAAGUAAAGUGAAAGAUAAUGACAAUCCAUACUUUUUGCCGACCACUCAAGACGGUCGGACUUUGUACUCUUCUGACAUGGACAUGGGGGCUCUAAUGACAGUGUGCACGUUAGCAAUUACGUUGCUAUUAGUGUAUGGAACCUUAAAAGGACGGGCGACUCACUUGCUACCCUUUUUCUGUCUGCAAUUGUUUGACUUUGCUAUCACAACAUUGACCGCGACCGGAUACUUCUGCUAUUUGCGUUCAGUACAUAGUCUAGUCGCCGAUCACUGGCAUAAUCUUCCAUUCCGAAAGGAAUUACUGCAACUGAGCCCACAAUAUUUAUCGUUGAUUGUGUUGAUAGCAUUCCUCAUAUCAAUGCUGUGGAAGGCUUACUGCAUCGGCAUCGUUUGGAGAUGCUACAAGUUUUUAACUCUCCGCAAGCAAGCCAUGAGAAGCACGGUUCAUUACAUUUUACCUGGCGAGGGAUCAGAUCGUCUGCCGGAACCUGACUAUUCGUCUCUACUGCCCGAUUACGAGGCGGCGUGCGCCAGCGUUCUGAAACAGCCGCCCCCUCCGUCGUAUGCGGUCGCCAUGUCAUGCCUACCUCCCGCUUACAGUAAUACUCAGAUUUCUGCCGAUGGCACACCAGCCGAAAAUGAGCCCGCUACGACUGAACCGAAUCAAAUUACUCAAUCGGUUAUUGUCGAGAAUGAAAAUAAGGACGAGGAGGUAGCACCUCAAGGUAAUGUAACCUCCCAAGUGGUGGUUGAGAGUGCCAAUGUGCACCAGAAUUAGAUUUUUCUGUUUUAUUUUCUAUAACGCAUUAGAAAGUGCAAUAAUAAUUUUUUUUAACUCAUGAAGUACUUAGUCCUAGACUGUAGUGAUAUCGUUCUCAUUUAUUUGUGUGUAUAAGAAGCAGUGCUUAUUAUACAUUGAAAAACUGCGACCUGGUGAGGUUAUUUAUUGUGAAUUAGAUGAAAAUAUAUUUUUUUAUUAAGUUGUUUUUUUUUUAAUAUGAUUUACUUAUGUUGUCUGUAAGGCUUACCAGAGUUGCACAAAGACUAUUUUCUGGUACGCCCAUGGGAAUAUCACCAGAUGUCGAAAUAAGAUUCUGUAGUGUGAGAAAAAGACCAGUGGUAAAAUAAGACUUCUGUUGGAAGCGCAUGUUAGUUCCUUUUAGAGAGGUUAACGAGACUGUACACUUACAAUAUGUACUUAAAUUUUUUAGUAGCAGCUACUUCUAGUGUUGUUUCUUACACACACAUUCCUAUUUUCGUUAAUUACUUAUCAACCAUGUAGAUGUUAAGCAAUCUGCUAAUGUCUGAAAAGCAAAUGCAUGUAAAUAAUUUUAUCAACAAAUGUUAAUAACGAAAAUUGUCAACUUCGAAUAUUAGACCUUAUUGAGUAGUUCUUGUUGGAACUGUAGAAAACCAUUAUUAAUAUAAAUGUCUUUUCCUAUAAUAAAAGUGAUUAAUAUUUA
Photinus pyralis (common eastern firefly) is the source of this 1858-nucleotide messenger RNA. RefSeq names its product lysosomal-associated transmembrane protein 4B. Lineage: Eukaryota; Metazoa; Arthropoda; Insecta; Coleoptera; Lampyridae. Gene Ontology annotation, cellular component: lysosomal membrane. The record is from RefSeq and is a predicted model, not a curated record. The coding region runs from base 166 to 1173 and encodes 335 amino acids. The transcript has 6 exons.